AACGAACAGAAGUUCAAACCUGUAAUUUAUUGGCUGGUAAAAGUUACCAAAUCACAGAAAGUUUAGAAAUUUGGCUUGAACCAUCUUUGUGUUUAUGUUUUCGGGAACAAAAACAACGGGCAAAAUGGGAGGAUAUUCCUUAUAUUAUUACCACGCCUCAUCAGCGUCUAAUUUACGGCAUUAGCCUCAGCUCUAGUGUCGUCUUGAUGAUUAAUUAUUUACGAGUCAUAUUACGAGACCUCACUCGAAAAAGUAGUAAAAGAAAAGUGCUUUGCUAUCGUCCAGCAAUUUCAGGCUUUGUUGACGAGAAUGAGAAAUAUGUAGAAAUUGGACAUAUAGAUUUAUGCUUGGCUUGUAUUGCCCGAGAAUUUGAAAUUGUUAAGG
Racocetra persica is the source of this 384-nucleotide messenger RNA. The record is from the annotation of a GenBank genome assembly. NCBI's taxonomy places the organism in Eukaryota, Fungi, Glomeromycota, Glomeromycetes, Diversisporales, Gigasporaceae.